This is a messenger RNA of Plasmodium gallinaceum, 879 nucleotides long. Its product is annotated as conserved Plasmodium protein, unknown function. The coding region runs from base 1 to 879 and encodes 292 amino acids. The transcript has a single exon. NCBI's taxonomy places the organism in Eukaryota, Apicomplexa, Aconoidasida, Haemosporida, Plasmodiidae. The record is from RefSeq and is a predicted model, not a curated record.
AUGGCUCUAUUAAAUAUAAAGAAUAAUGCAAAUAUUUCUUUGCAUUCAAUGAGAUAUUCAGAUUUACAACUUGAUUAUGAUAGUGAUUCUUCUUCAAAUGAAGAAUCUCCUUUUUUUUCAGUUGAUGAUUUUUCUAAUGAACUUCAUAGUAGUUUUGAUGAUAUUUCGGAUUACAUUGUAGUAGAUGAAUCUGAUUUGAAAAGGGAAAGAUCAGAAAAUACUAGUAGCGAAAAUAACGAAACUACAUCAACAAAAGAUAUAGAGAUGAAAAAAGAUGAAAAUGUCAAAAAUGAAAAAAAAUAUAAAAACGCAAAUUAUUCAGAAGAGAGUAAAAAUUGUAGUGAUAAUAAUAAUGACAAUAAAAAUAAUAAUAACAGUGAUAAUAAUAAUGAUGUUAAUAAUAAUAGUACUAAUGGUAAUAAUAAAAAGCAAUGUUUUAGUAGAACAUUAGGAACAGAAGGUAGAAAAAGAAUGCUUAAAUUAUUAAGAAAAGCUUAUAAAUAUAAUGAAGAAUGUAAAUUAAUUAUGAAAAAUAAAAAUCCUCCCUUAUCAAUAAGUUAUUUACCUUAUUUUAAUUUGUCAAUGUUAUGGCAAUUAGCUGAAGAUUUUGGUGUUUUUAAUGAAGCUUUAAAAAUUCAUAGAGAAUGUAUCAAAAAAAGAAAUUCUAAUGUACGAUUUAGAGCUAAUGGAAAAGCAUCAGGUAAUUAUAAUUUUCAAGAGUUAAACAAAAAUACAAAAUCUUCCAAAUCAGAAUACAUGUCUGAUUACGUAGGUUCAAAUAUGGAUACACAAACAGGAGAAGAUUGUGAAAUGGCUAAUAAUAAUAUUUUAAAUGAUGAUAUUCAAGGAAAAAGAAAAAGAAAAAAAAGUAACAAUUAA